Molecule: messenger RNA, 3805 nt
Organism: Fusarium oxysporum Fo47
Lineage: Eukaryota; Fungi; Ascomycota; Sordariomycetes; Hypocreales; Nectriaceae
Exons: 2
Coding region: 305-3475 (1056 amino acids)
Source: RefSeq, a predicted model, not a curated record
CAUCCAGUGUGUUUUAAGGUCUUGGGUUCCCCUCAUGUAGCUCGUCAUCUUUUCUCUUCAUUCUCCAGUUUCACAUAAUUCACAUUCAGUUUACAGGAUUUUACGCUCGCGUUCAAUACAUUCUCACCGUGUUAGUCACGGCUGUCUCACUUCCAGAACCGACGGCUUCGGUUUCCAGCCUUAUAUCACGUACCGUGCCUUUUGAACUGUUCCAAUAGCAGCCCCGGGAUUGUCACCUGGGUGCUCGCCCUCAAUCAUCCUUACUUGUAUCCCUCUUUUAGGUCAUCCAUAGCUCUACUACACCAUGCUAGCGGCAACACGCAUCUGGACAAGUGAACGACUUGUUCAGUCUCGCACUGGCACAGCGAAUGUUCUACGUUCUACCGUUUCGUUACAAUCGAAAUGCGAGCAAUGCAGACACUAUUCCCCCGCCGUGUCAUCUUCGACCUCUUCUGAAUUCCGAAAUGGACGUCGACGUGGUUCAGUCAGGUUCCAGCAACCUACAUCGUUGAGUCGCAGCAUUUCUUGGGACACCAAGUCCAAAGCUUCUGCCAAGAAGGCUGCAAAAGGCUUCAAUCGAUCUGUCGAUUCUUCAAAGUUUACUACCAUUGAUCAAGUAGCGGCCUGGGCGGGUGACUUGUUUGGUAUGCGACCAGGAGCGAAUAUCGAAGAUGUGGAGCGAAGUGCUAUUGAGCACUUAUUUCGAGGCGAUAGCAAGGCCAACAUUCGCAAGGCUACUUUGACCAAUGCUCACCACUUCAGCCGCGCAAGUGCAAAUGCGGCAAGCUCGAAAGAUACUCUCUUCUCUGCUGUUCACGGACAAGAUGCUACUUUCAUUGAUCCUAUAACAAACCGUCGGGUGUCAAAGUCUACAACGGCCGGAACAGAAGCUCGAUACGAUGCCCAGCGAGACUACAAGCCGACUGACUUCGUUGAUGUGUCUGUAGAGGCCGACUCGGCUCCCAAGUAUAACGACUUGGACAAGUACAAGCCUACCAUCGACACUGAGACUAGGCAGCCAGAUCAACCCAAGUACGACGAUCUUGACAAGUAUGAACCAGUAAUAGAUGAGAGAUCUCAAGAGAAGUCUACCGAAUACGAUGAUUUGGACAAAUAUGGCCCUGUCAAGUACAAUGAGCCUGAUGGAAAGCGACCUACUACGGCCGAAGAGGAUUCUAAGCAGUACAAAGAUCUUGACAAGUACUCCUCUGCGAACCUGGAUGACCCUCUAGCCAAACGUCAAUUGACCGCUGAAGAGAAAUCCAAGGUCUAUGAUGAUUUGGAUCAGUACAAGCCCGUUUACCACAACGAGCCUGAUGGCAAAAGACCACAGACUGCUGAGGAACUGUCCAAGAACUACGACGAUCUGCAUAUGUACAACAAGGGUGUGUAUUGGAAUGAGCCCGAUGGCCUGCGCGAGCCCACGCCAGAGGAGCUUUCCAAGAACUACAAAGACCUUCAUAUGUAUGGGCCAGUUGCAUGGAAUGAGCCCGACGGUCUGCGUCGUCUGACACCCGAGGAGAAAUCCAAGCAGUACAAGGAUCUGGAUCAAUACGCAGAUCCUUUUGAAGCCAGUCAGUCGGUUUUGAAGGCCCAUGAGAAGGCGCAGAUGGAUCGUACUAUGAGAGGCAAGCCCUUAGCCCCGAAGGUCGAUGCUCCCGUCGAGGACUUUGCAAGCAAGUAUGAUGACCUUCACAAGUAUGGUCCAUACCACUGGAACGAGCCCGAUGGUCUCAGAGAGCCUACCCCAGAGGAGCUGUCCAAGAACUAUGACGACCUUCAUUUAUACGGUGGUGUCUUUAAGUGGAAUGAGCCUGAUGGCUUGCGACCCCUGACGGCAGAGGAGAAGUCAAAGCGUUACACAGACGUUCAUAAAUACGCUGCUCGUGACUUGUCACCGCCUGUCGAGCGAGUACAUCCCGAAGAGGCUUCCAAGGUGUACAAUGAUCUCCCCGCCUACCGCAAAUUCGAGAAUGCGGAUGACCCAGCACCACGUAUCCACCCCGAAGUUGCUUCGAAGAAGUAUACCGAUUUGGGUGCGUAUAACUCUUUCGAGAACGGCGACCCCCAGACGGAGCGUGUUCACCCGGAAGUAGCAUCAAAGCAGUACAGGGAUCUACACAAAUAUCCAUCAGCUGGCUUUGACGACAUCAUUCAGGCGGUGCAUCCUGAGGUGUUGAGCAAGAAUUACACAGAUCUUGGCAGUUACAGGCACUCGGACUUUGCUUCCCAGGCUCAGGGCUAUCCUGUUCAGCCCGAGGACGCCUCCAAGGUCUUCCAGGACCUACGCAAGUACACAGGAGUUCGUCCCAACGAACCCACCGGCAAGAUGUCGGUCCCUCUGGAUGAAGUCGCCCGCGGCCUCCGAGAGUUCGAUUCCAAGGCAGGUUCCCAAGAUUCCCCGGAUUCAGCAUUAUAUACUUAUUCUCGGUCCCCGAACAGGUCUUCUCCCGGCUCUACGGAAACUAAUAUGGACACUUCCAGCCCUGAAAGUGCCGAUGUCAUCCGAGCUGCGGUCCUUCGCAGAGCUCAAGAAAGUAGUCAACGAGCCAAGAACCAAGAUCUGUCUGGCAAUAAAGGUCAACAGGUCAAGACGGCACAUGCUUCCGAACUUACGGGGAACUAUGCACGAGACUUUCCUGAGGAUUUUGCCAGGUCCUGGAGCAGGGACAAUUCAUCGUCCAAGUCGGUACUGCUUCCCAAUAACAUUUCAGGAACAUCAUCCGUGAAAGAAAGCUCAAGCUCUAUGGAAGAUGUCGAGCCCGGAUCUAUGGACGAGAGCUUUCCUGUGGAUGACACAAGAUUAAAAACGGCACUAGAUCGCUAUGCGGCCAAGAGAAUUAAGGAUCUGUAUUCGCACGAGCCUCAGGGUCUGCAGACAAGUUAUUCCGAAGAGUGUGGGCGCCCAACGAUGCCUAUCAUGGAGAAACAUUACACACCUGAAGCUAAAGAGUCUACGACAAAGACAUCAGAGAUGCCCAACAUGGCCUCAUACAAAAUUGUCGCUUUUGACCCAGUUUCGAGGGUGAUGAGCGUGGCCGAAGCCAAUUCCGCAGUCGGCGCUAGUGACAGGCCAAUGCCUAUUCCUGAUGCUCUUGUCAAGCUGGUGGACCCUGCCAAGUUUCUACCUUACUUCAAAUCACUUCAGGAGGAAGGCUACGAAGUAGUGUCGGGCAGCGGGCAGAUGUUGAUCUUUCGCAAAAUGCAGUCAGCCGAUGAAAUGGUUAGUCAGGGUGGAAACUCUCCCACCUCUGACAGCAUUUACAGGAUUUGGACUGACAGUCAUUGCAAAAGAUCUAAGCGGUUCUCAGCUCGGCGAUGGACGAAUUCUAAGACGAAGAAGUCGACCAAGAAGAGAAGCAUUGGGCGCAAGAUUCUGGUGGGAACUGGUGUAGUUGCAGGUUCUGUCUAUGCGGCGGCCUUUUUGACGAAGUCUUCAAGUAUUAGGAAUUCUGAUGUGAAGCCGCAGAACUAGAGGAUACGGGAUACGGAAUUGGCUCGAACGACACUGCCUUAUAUGUUGAAGGAUGGGAGUUUUGCAAAGGCUCACUUUUGAGGAAUAUGGUGGGGGAUUUCUUUGGAGUUUGGUAUUGGGAUUGCAGCGAUUGGGCUUGAGGAUGUCUCAGCCAUCCCCAGCGUUUAUGGUAUGAUAGCCUGUUUUCUUUGUUGGAAGUUUACAUGUGGGACGCAUUCAGCGGAGCAUGAUAACACGGAGCUACGGAGUCAAGAUACCUCGGCACAUCAAUUUGCAUCAUUCGAUAGCCACGAUUACAAUGACAUUCGUUUAUUAUAAGUUAUUAAGCAA